UAUUCUCUUUCUGUCGGCAGGCAUGAAAAUGACUAUGUCAACUGCACCAACGAUGAGCGCUCGCGUCCACAGGAAGGUGAUGAGAGCGCCCCAUAAGCGUGCCCAUCCCGGCAAAACGCACUUCUCCGGGAAAAUGGUACACGCCGGCAAAAUGGCCCACCCGGGGAAACUGUCUCACUUGGGUAAAUUCGGGAAGCUUGCCCACUAUGCGCACACACACUCUCUGCGGCCUCCGGAGCCUUGCGAGAACAGUAACGACAGCGGCCUAGGGACCGAUCCAGUCAACAGAUUGUCGGACACUGUGGAGGACUGGGAACAUCCGGAGUUGAAACGGCAUCGCGGCGAGUCGGAGAUGCCCGUUAAGAUCGAAUGCGACAACGCUACCGAUGCUUACGCGUUCGUCCCUCCCGGAGUCCAGCCCGCCGGAGUGCAGCCAGCAUCAGCACUACCAGUCCCCGUAAUAAGGCCCGGCUGCAGCAUAUCUAGUCCAAACAUCACCGAGUCGCCAGGGAAGAGGUUUCAAGAUCCGUAUAGGUCUUGUGGAAAACUCGGCAGUGGAGGGAAACUAGCUAAUAAGUAUCCCGGGGGAGGAAAGCUAGCCGGACCGGGGGGGAAACUUGGAGGCAAAUUAGCCGGGAAAUACGGAGGGAAGUUAGCACAGGCCAUGGCGAGGCGGAGGGCGCUGGCUGCCAUGACACAGACCGGACCGCCGGGCCUCGCCGCUCCACUCACCAACAAAUCUAGGGACGGCACUGUGGAGCUACAGAUACUGUGCCAGCCUGAAACUCAACACAGAGCGAGAUAUCAGACUGAAGGCAGCCGGGGAGCCGUCAAAGAUAACUCCGGGACCGGUUUUCCGAUGGUCAAAUUAGUUGGCUACGAUAAGCCGGCCGUAUUACAGGUAUUUAUAGGUACAGACACAGGACGAGUGCAACCUCACAUGUUCUACCAGGCCUGCCGCGUCUCCGGGAAGAACUCGACGCCGUGCAAGGAGCGGAAGGAAGACGGAACUGUUAUCAUAGAGAUAGACUUGGAGCCGGCCAAGGACUGGAAGGUCACGUGCGACUGCGUUGGUAUACUCAAGGAGCGCAACGUGGACGUGGAGCACCGCUUCGGCGAGGCUCUGGGCGGCGUGGGGAGCGUGGGAAGCGUGGGGGGCGUGGGGAGCGUGGGGGCGGUGAGCAGCGCCAGCCACGUGUCCCGCGGCAAGAAAAAGUCGACGCGAUGCCGCAUGGUGUUCCGCACCGACAUCAUCAACGCCGCAGGACACCGGGAGACGCUACAGGUCUGCUCCACGCAGAUCAUAUGCACGCAACCGCCGGGCGUACCAGAGGUGUGCCGAAAGUCACUAGUCUCGUGUCCGGCCACCGGAGGCCUGGAACUAUACCUACUCGGCAAGAACUUCCUCAAGGAGACCAAGGUGGUGUUUUGUCAGAGGCACGAGGGUCGCACGACUUGGGAGGAAGAAGUCACGCCUGACAAAGAAUUUUUGCAACAGACGCACCUGGUGUGUUGCGUGCCGGCGUACGGUCGACAGGACCUGAGCGAGGCGGUCGCGGUGCAGCUGUUCGUGAGGUCGGGCGGCAAGGCGUCGGAGCCGCACUGCUUCUACUACACGCCGUCCGCCCUCGACACGGGCCCCCUACAUUGCUCGCGCCAUCACUCGCAAGGUGGCGAGGAGGCGCGGCCGGUGCUCAUGUGGGGCGCUAUGCCGCCGCCCGCCCUGCCCGUGCGCAGACCCUCCGUCAUCCUGCCAGACCCACACUCGCCUCUCGGACUCAAGAGUGAGGUGAUGGACGAGACCAGCCAGCACUCCGUGGUCGAUCACACAGACGCUUCCUGUGGGCCUGAGGGACCUGAAAAGACCUCCACUGGUAACAUUAGUGACGAUCUGAAGGUCGUCGAUCUGAGACUCAAGUCUGAGAAUAUGUCGCUCGACGCACAGGCCCAGAUGAGCUUCGUGAGCAGUUAUGACUCGAUGAAAUUGUCGCCGGCCACCCCCAGCCAGGGAGAGUCGCCGACCUCUAUCGUUUCGUUUACUCAGCAACUGCAAGCCAUCCAGACCCAGGCUCAGACCGACAAGAUGGUAGAGUCCGUCACCGCGGCCUUGUUCAACACUGACGAAAACUCCGGUCCGAUAUACCCGCAGAUGUUACCGAUGUCCACUAUGGAAUCAAUGAGGCAUCUCAUCUCUUCUAAAAACAACAUGGAUCCUUUAGGAACCGAAUUGAAGGUCCUCAACCCCGAGCUAAUGAUCACGGAUACUGCGAUGCAGUCGACCGUGCUGCAGACCGCUAACGAGCAACGACUCAUGGUCUACAACCAGAUGACAUCCGGCCGAGCCGAAGAGAGAUUCAACCCCUUUGGAAAUAUGACCAAGCUCGAGAUGGAAACCUCCUCGGCGAUAUCGCAACAGAACGCACAGAUGGAGGCGCUAGUCGAGGACGCUAUGAAGGCCACCGCGGCAAUGCUGCCUGCCGACGCGGCCAAGCUAGACGAGCUAGUCAACUCUCGCGUGGACGACCAUUUGUCGGCGUCGUCCGCCUCGCCAUCGGGUGGGUCCCACGCUUCCGACGUCCUGCUGAGUCCGGGCGCCGGGGUGGUGACGCGGGGACCGGCCGCCGAUCUGUUGCCCUCCGCCGCCAUCUCGCCCGACGUCAUCCUCAACCCACAAGUGUCACCCAGCAUGCUAUGCGACGCCAAUCAGCACAUGGUGAUGCCGACCGGAACAGCACCCGAAGACCUCAUGAUGCUGCCGGAACAGAUGCAGCUCACAUCCGUGAAGACUCCACCGGCGGCCGUCAAAUCUAUGAUCUUGAACGCGGCCGCAGAGAUCCUGACCUCGGACACGACGAUGAACGCGCUCGUGAAGUCAGCCAUCAACACGGCCAACAUCCUGACGACGGAGAGCGCGGCCGAGCAGCCGCCCGCCGAGCCCGCCCCGGAGGCGCCGCUGGUGGCCAUGUCGCAGGCCGUGUCGCAAGCCGUGACGCAGGCCGUGUCGCAGGCCGUGUCGCAGGCGGUGUCGCAGGCCGUGUCGCAUGAGAUGACGGCGCCGGUGCAGGGCCUCACGGACAUGAGCGACCAGGACCUGCUCUCCUACAUCAACACGAGCACCUUCGACCAGGUGUAAGUCGCUCGCGCUCGGCUCUAUGCCGCGGUAUAUCUCGGGAUCGAUCCGUCGACUAUUAGUGUCGGUUUGCGCCGAUCUAAAUGCAUUUCUCUAUAUGUGAUGUGUGAGGGCUCAAAUGCAGUUUUUAUGUGAAUUUUUAAUGGAUGUUAAACGUUAAAUAGGUUUACUGUAGAAAGAACACUAUAAUCUCGUGAACUGUCGAGGUAUGCACGAGUCACGUGUGCGAUGUGAAUCAUGAUUCUCAAAUUAUUUUUUAUUGUAUUUUAGUUUAUAUGACUAAAAUUAUGUUUUAGUGAGGUCAAUUACGACGUACUUCUUCAUGUGAGUCAGUAUUACAGGGCUAAUACGUUUUUUUUUUAUAUUUGCGUGAUAGUUUGGGAACAGCUGGAAAUUGAUGGCGGAUAUCCAGCGAAAUAUCGUUAUCUGUAAACAGUAAAUUUAAAUACUGUAGAUUUGUUUUAAACAAUAUACUUUGUAUUUAUGGACACGUAGUCAUACACAUAUGUACGACAAAUUGUUUUGAAUUGAUUUUCAAUUAAGUUUUUGUUUCGGUGGUUCCCAACCUAUCGCGUAUAAAAGCAGAAUAUGUAUUUUGAAAAUGAACGUGUUAUAGUUAUAUUAAUGAAAAAUAUUGAAUGUUGAUUGAUGUAUGUGUAUUUGUUGGUGCGUUAUAUGUUUGUUUUGGAGUUUUUGUAAAUAUCUGCAUAGCUUUGUAUUUAUGUUUUUUUUUUUUUUAGUUUUAAGUGAAGUUAGGUUCCGAUUCAAUAAGUAAUCUGUUAAUUCGUUAGAACGGUACCCGUCGAUGCGGACAUAUGAAAUCCCAAAAAUAUUGAAAGUGCGUGAGAAAUAAAAAGUCGGUCUGUAUGCUUAGUGCGAGUUUUUUACCGUUCUCGAUAGCGUAAAAAUUACCCAAUUUUGUAUGCAGUUGGAACAGCGCCCCUAGCGGCAAACGUACGCA
Messenger RNA from Bombyx mandarina (wild silkworm), 4091 nucleotides. RefSeq names its product nuclear factor of activated T cells 3 (gene NFAT). The record is from RefSeq and is a predicted model, not a curated record. Lineage: Eukaryota; Metazoa; Arthropoda; Insecta; Lepidoptera; Bombycidae. Gene Ontology annotation, molecular function: DNA-binding transcription factor activity, RNA polymerase II-specific; transcription factor binding; RNA polymerase II cis-regulatory region sequence-specific DNA binding. Gene Ontology annotation, cellular component: transcription regulator complex. Gene Ontology annotation, biological process: regulation of transcription by RNA polymerase II.